CAGACCUCAGCCGGAUCUUGUAAUACCUUUCCGAUUACCUCAAACCAAUGUGUUAUCUUAUUAUAGAUGUUGUUCUCGUGGCGUUCCCAGGCCAUCGCCCUUACUCGCCGUGAUCUGAGUGCUGGAUGAUGCUUCUGGAAGCCCUGAGGCCAGUUCUUGCUCGGAGGCUUGGCUGCUUUGUUCGUCGAACGCUGACGGGCGAUACUGAAAGCGAGGGUAGGUAGGCACUUGAUUCGCACAGGAUUCCCGAGGUCACCCAUUAGUUUCAAGUAAUUUUCGAGGGCUUUCUCCUCCGAUGGAGUGAGAUACUAUUGGCCCUGGGCCUUCUCUUCUCUCGAGGGCCGCCCAUGAUCGCGAUAGUAAAGGGUAGUCAGAGGGACUCCACUGCGUUUCGAUCUAGCAUCGUAUGUUCGAGGCUCUCCCGGCAGGGAGGCCUCUGCCAGGGCUUUACUGGCGCGGUCGCUCAUGAAGCAUUACCUCCGUACCUUACAUGGAGAUGGGGAUGGGGAUUGGCACGACAGCCUUUAACAUCGACGCCCUCCGUCUUGACGAAUCCCAGACCAAAGAGCUCGGAAAAGAAGUAAGAGAAUUUUGCGCCUUGAAAUCAUCUGACCAGCCGAUUACCCGCGACAUGGCGAAGAAUUUGAUGAUAGAGCUUUGCUACCGGAAUGGUGUGGCCGACAAGUACUGGUCGAAACACCCCCCUGAUAUUCCUUCGGAAGAGACAAUUGAAAAAACAAUUAUCCAGAUGAUAUUAAAUACAUCUUCCGUCUCGAAUUCUGCCAUAGGCAUUGGAAACCAAUCUCGAAGACCAUAUGCUGAGGAACCCAGCUCCAGCAGAUCUCGAAGACGUUCAGAUAAAGCUGUGCUAUCGUCGGAGGCACAGCAACCAGCCUGCCAACAAUCAAAUCAUCGGACUACUAUUGCGAAGGACGGAAAAGCUAUGGUGAAGAGGAGGGCGGGGAAGAGACCUGAAUACGAGCCUUUGUGGGAUUCAUCAGGAGAAGUUCCGAUGAACCACGCGGCUAGGGAAGUUGUACGACUGAGAACUCUGGCCGCCGAAGAUGAAGAGGAAGAUGAGGGGAUGUUCCGACUUGAAUCAGCAAGUCAAAUUCGCUGAAGAGGAGAGUAUGGAAUUUAGCUGCGUCUACUUCAGAGAUUAUUGGGUUGACCAGGACUCCGCACUUCUCGACACUACGUUUAGCCAUGGUCAACUUGAGCUCAUAAUCAUCAGGAGAGGCUAUACUCAAGGCUGGUGGGCAUUGGCUCUCCGCCAGCUUGGGCAAUUGCUUCGAUACAAGAUACAGAGCAAACCCCAAUCCGGAGGCUCAAGAGCAUGAGAAGCACGUGGGAAUGGUGUUGGGUGAUGAAUGGGCUUGGGUUUCUCACUCCAGCCCCUGAGAAUUUCGAAGAUGGCAAAUGGGAAUUUCCGGUGGAGUUUCUACGCCAGCUCGCAGCAGCCCAGACGCGAUUGUACACUGAGACUCACGGAAAAGUUAGGUAGAUCAUGGGCGAGAGAAUUGAUUUGAAC
Molecule: messenger RNA, 1531 nt
Organism: Hyaloscypha bicolor E
Lineage: Eukaryota; Fungi; Ascomycota; Leotiomycetes; Helotiales; Hyaloscyphaceae
Exons: 2
Coding region: 491-1120 (209 amino acids)
Source: RefSeq, a predicted model, not a curated record